ACAGAAAUAAUGCUGGUGAGUUGCCACAGACAACAUGUAUCAGCAUACCUCUCCCAUUAUGUUAUCUAGGAAUCUGCAUCCUAGAAGCCGUCGUAGAAAGAACCAGUUCAGAAGUGCAGUUUUCAGACCUAUAGGUUGUGUAUGAUAUCAAAAUAUUCUGAAUUGGAAAUAACUCUUUCUGGUUAUGUGAGUAAAGGGAUCAUAUUAACUCCAUCACUCAAUGAAUGACUAUUUACCCUACAUAGAUUUCUAAUGGAUGUGUACAUUUUACCUGAUGUCAGUAACAUGUAUCCAAAUCCAUUAACUCAGUAACAAUAGAAGACCUUUCAGAGUGCCGAUCAGCUGUUGAUGAAUGUGCAAAAACAUUUUAACUACAACCGUAUUGAUGCUUAACAAUAUGUGACGUUUAUUGAAAGUUCAUUCAUUUAUUUCUUAAACCUCUCUCGAAUUUGCCUACUAUGUGAAUGAUUAAGUCGCUAACAACCAUCAUGUCUGUAAAUGUGUCCUUCGAUGAUAACCUUACCUCUCCACUUAAUAAUGAGUCUUCUACUGCUGUGGCCUAUGACUACUACACAAUCUACAAGACCUUCUGUCCUGGGGCGGUAAAAGUCGACAAAUACGCUACUCCUUACACAUACGUCAUCGGAUUUCCUGGAAACUUAUUUUCUCUUAUAAUUUGGCUUAAACGACGCAUGCGGAACUCCUCUGGAUAUUACCUUGCUGCUUUGGCCCUUGUGAAUCUUUUGUUUCUGUCUCUGCAAGUAAUAUAUGAACUCAAUGAAAAAUGGAAAGUGAAAUGUCUGGACCUACCAUUUGUUUGUGAAUUUUACCCCAUUAUUUUCUUGACCUCCCAAUAUCUCUCUCCGAUCCUCGUGUUGUCUUUUACUAUUGAGAGAUACAUAAGUAUUUGUCACCCAUUCAAACGGGACGUAUGGUGUACAACAAAACAUGCGAAAAUUGCAAUUAUUUCUACAACCACUGGUUGUUUAUGCAUAAACAGCAUUCAAGGUUACUUUUGGUCAUAUGACUCUGACAAAAAAAAUUGCCUUCUCCGAGAUUCAGUAAUCAAAUACGGCACUAAAUCUCUCUGGGCAAUAUGGACCUGGUGUGUGGAAGCAUUUGUGUUCCUUUUGGUGCCGCUGUGCAUUCUAUUUUUUAACAUUCUUGUUAUAAAAGAAGCACGAAGACUUUCAAAAUUCGAGCAGAGCACGUUACAUACCCAAAACCAUCGGAAUUCUGCAACGACAGUAAUGUUACUGGCGGUCUCUUUUUACCAAAUAUUUACGACACUUCCGGUGACCAUUGUCGUUACUUUGUAUCAAACGUUUCCCUUGGGUGAUUUUAGUGUUCUACCAACCAUAACGGAUACAUGGAAAGCUCAUUUUCAGUAUUACUGGGCCAAAACUAUCAUUGAAGAAAUAGGUUUGACUCAUUAUGCGGGAAACUUUUAUAUUUAUCUAUUAACUGGUAAAGUGUUCAGGAAAGAGUUCAAAAAGCUUCUGCGGCCUUUGAUUGGUGGUUUGAAACUUAACCUUACAAAUACGUUAAAGAAUGAAUAUUCAAAUGUUCGGAACGGGGGUACAAAACAGGGAAAAGAAGUUGCAGUGACCAAGUGCAAUGGAAAUGAAAAUGGACAUCCUAAGGAAAGUUCAGAAAUCGAUCCAAUUCUGAGCUUAUCAGAAACAAAACUUUGACAUCAUAAGUUUAAAGUAUUAAUCCAGUUUCCAAUCAAAGAUGGAACCUAUCCAUAUCAAUAAACCAUGU
This is a messenger RNA of Saccostrea cuccullata (small rock oyster), 1764 nucleotides long. RefSeq names its product probable G-protein coupled receptor 139. The transcript is spliced from 2 exons. The record is from RefSeq and is a predicted model, not a curated record. Bases 465 to 1694 code for a protein of 409 amino acids. Gene Ontology annotation, biological process: G protein-coupled receptor signaling pathway. Gene Ontology annotation, cellular component: plasma membrane. NCBI's taxonomy places the organism in Eukaryota, Metazoa, Mollusca, Bivalvia, Ostreida, Ostreidae. Gene Ontology annotation, molecular function: G protein-coupled receptor activity.